Molecule: messenger RNA, 8541 nt
Organism: Rhineura floridana
Lineage: Eukaryota; Metazoa; Chordata; Lepidosauria; Squamata; Rhineuridae
Gene: SOX5
Product: SRY-box transcription factor 5
Exons: 16
Coding region: 365-2650 (761 amino acids)
Biological process (GO): cell fate commitment; positive regulation of chondrocyte differentiation; regulation of transcription by RNA polymerase II
Cellular component (GO): nucleus
Molecular function (GO): RNA polymerase II cis-regulatory region sequence-specific DNA binding; DNA-binding transcription factor activity, RNA polymerase II-specific
Source: RefSeq, a predicted model, not a curated record
CAGGCCCGGGGGUUAGCAGAGCCUUGGCUUGACAAGAGAGGCAGCCAUUGCCUGUCUGGGGAGAGAUCAUACUCUGUUUGGGAUUUCCAUCAAUCUCACUCGCUUUUCUGGGGCUUCUCAUGCCACUUUUGCUGGUGACAGAUUGGAACAAAGCAGUGAGAAGCUGAGCGGUACUCCUCACAAGUCAUCCCAUCUCCACGGAUUAAAAAAAAAGAAAAAACCACCCAGGAAGGAACAGGACGCAGACAGGGCUGCAUGCUGCUAAUACCGUGUGAGGCAGAAAAUGAUGCACUCAGCAUAGACUCCAGAAAGGAAUCCUGAUCCUCUUCUAACUCCAACUGAAGACCCUUGCCAAAAUAUAAGGAUGUCUUCCAAGCGACCAGCCUCUCCGUAUGGGGAAACAGAUGGAGAGGUAGCCAUGGUGACAGGCAGACAGAAAGUGGAAGAAGAAGAGAGUGACGGGCUCCAAGCCUUUCACCUUCCUUUGCAUGUGAGUUAUCCCAACAAGCCUCAUUCUGAGGAAUUUCAGCCAGUUUCUCUGCUGACGCAAGAGCCUUGCGGCCAUAGGACUCCCACCUCUCAGCAAAACACAAUGGAAGUUGAUGGCAAUAAAGUGAUGUCUUCAUUUGCCCCGCACAACUCAUCUACCUCGCCCUCAAAGGCAGAAGAAGGUGGGCGUCAAAGUGGAGAGUCCUUCUCCAGCACAGCACUGGGAACUCCGGAAAGGCGCAAAGGCAGCCUGGCCGACGUUGUGGACACUCUAAAACAAAGGAAAAUGGAGGAGCUUAUCAAGAAUGAACCAGAAGAAACCCCAAGUAUUGAAAAGCUACUAUCAAAAGAUUGGAAGGACAAGCUUCUUGCCAUGGGAUCAGGGAACUUUGGAGAAAUAAAAGGGACUCCAGAGAGCCUAGCUGAGAAGGAGAGGCAGCUUAUGGGCAUGAUCAAUCAGCUGACCAGUUUGCGGGAGCAGCUGCUGGCAGCUCACGAUGAGCAGAAGAAACUGGCGGCCUCACAAAUUGAGAAGCAGCGCCAGCAAAUGGAGCUGGCCAAGCAGCAACAAGAACAGAUUGCAAGGCAACAGCAGCAGCUUCUUCAGCAGCAACACAAAAUCAACCUUCUUCAGCAACAGAUCCAGCAGGUCCAAGGUCAGCUGCCGCCAUUAAUGAUUCCAGUAUUCCCUCCAGACCAGCGGACUCUAGCAGCGGCGGCCCAGCAAGGAUUUCUCCUUCCUCCCGGUUUCAGCUACAAGGCCGGCUGCAGUGACCCUUACCCUGUUCAGCUGAUCCCAACAACCAUGGCAGCUGCUGCCGCGGCAACCCCAGGCUUAGGCCCACUCCAACUGCAGCAGUUGUAUGCUGCUCAGCUUGCUGCGAUGCAAGUAUCUCCUGGUGGAAAAAUACCCGGCAUCCCCCAAAGCAACAUCGGUGCAGCAGUAUCACCUACCAGCAUCCAUCCAGACAAGAGCACAACCAGCCCUCCACCCAAAAGCAAGGACGAGGUGGCCCAGCCACUGAACCUCUCAGCAAAACCCAAGACAACUGACAGCAAGUCUCCCACAUCGCCAACCUCUCCUCACAUGCCAGCACUAAGAAUAAAUAGUGGGAGCAGCUCACUUAAAUCUUCUGUGCCAGCAUCAUUAGCUAGUCCUUCAACCAGAGUCAACACAAUAGAUAUCCUUUCAUCUAUCACGUCAUCGGGUUACUUAAACGAUCACGAUGCUGUUACCAAGGCAAUCCAGGAGGCUCGGCAGAUGAAGGAGCAGCUACGGCGGGAGCAACAGGUGCUUGAUGGGAAGGUUGCUGUGGCGAACAACUUGGGUCUAAACAACUGCAGGACAGACAAGGACAAAACAACAUUGGAGAACCUGACUCAACAAUUGGCAGUCAAACAGAACGAAGACGGGAAGUUUAGCCACACUAUGAUGGAUUUCAACAUGAGCGGAGAUUCUGACGGAAGCGCAGGUGUCUCAGAAUCUCGGAUUUACCGGGAAUCCAGAGGGCGUGGGAGCAACGAGCCCCACAUCAAGCGCCCAAUGAAUGCCUUCAUGGUGUGGGCAAAAGACGAGCGAAGGAAGAUACUGCAGGCCUUCCCUGAUAUGCACAACUCCAACAUCAGCAAAAUACUGGGCUCUCGCUGGAAAGCUAUGACGAACCUUGAAAAACAGCCGUACUAUGAGGAGCAGGCCCGUCUCAGCAAGCAACACCUGGAGAAGUAUCCAGACUACAAAUACAAGCCCAGGCCGAAGCGCACAUGCUUAGUGGAUGGGAAGAAGUUGCGGAUCGGCGAAUAUAAGGCAAUCAUGCGCAAUCGACGUCAAGAGAUGAGGCAGUAUUUCAAUGUCGGACAGCAAGCACAGAUUCCUAUUGCAACGGCUGGUGUAGUCUACCCAGGGGCCAUUGCCAUGGCAGGAAUGCCGUCCCCGCAUCUGCCCUCGGAGCACUCAAGUGUGUCUAGCAGCCCAGAGCCUGGGAUGCCCGUUAUCCAGAGCACUUAUGGCAUCAAAAGCGAAGAGACCUCUCACGUCAAAGAGGAGAUGCAUACUGAUGACAUCAACGGCGAAAUGUAUGACGAGUUUGACGAGGAGGACGAUGACCCUGACGUGGAUUAUGGUAGCGAUAGUGAAAACCACAUCGCAGGACAAGCCAACUGAUAAGAGGGGUCCCAGUUCUUGGUGAUGACCUUGGAGGACUUCAGUGGGAAGCCCCAGCUGGUUCCUAACCCCAGUGGCCAAGCACACGAACUUAAUCCUCAUACACUGACUGUUACUUAAACUCUUAGUCUUAACUAGUUGGGACAUCAGCUGAUUAAUAGACAUCAGCCUCCACCGGAAAACUUUUUAAAAGCAAAACAAAAAAAGAUUAAAAGAGACAGAGGCUCAGAGGAAGAAUCAAUGACAAGGAAGACAACUCAUGAUGACAAAUAUAUAUAUAUAUAUAUAUAUAUAUAUAUAUAUAUAAAACACGGAUGAAAAUAAGCUAUGGGUAACAUAAUGCCAGUAACUCAGCUGCUAUACCCAAGCACUGAAGUCUUACCCAUUCAACCUUUUAUUAUUAUUUUUUUUCAAAUAAACUUUAUGGCUGUUUGUUCUACAAUGUUCUAGAAAAUUCUCACUCAGGUACACAGUGCCAACAAGUGGCUUGUGAAUGUGUUCUGUUGUUUUGUGCUACAGGUUAAAGAAAAAUAAGAUUUUUGGGGUGGGGUGGGGAGGAACUAAUGCCCCUGACCGGAGGGAAGGGAAAUAAAUGAUAAAAUUCUUUAUACUUCCCCCUCCAAUUUUUCCGCCUUCUUUUCUUCCUCCUUUCCAGAGUUAAGGUUUAAGGCACGUAUGUGUCUGGGCAGAAUGUGGGGACCUGGCCCAUUUCUAGCCCAUGCAGCACUGCACAUUCUGAUUCACAGCUAUUGCUGCUCAGUAGCAAGGACGAGAUCAUUGUUAAUGCUUCAAGGUGUAGGAGCUGUUAAGAGCCCUGGGGUGGUUUCCUCUAGUGCAAACUGAUUUCUGUACAGGCUGCAGUAAACCUUUGAGCCUUUUUAUAGUUUCGUAGCCCGCGUAUUGAAGCUGCCUUAUGCCAGUUCAGGCCAUUGGUCUGUCCAGUGCCAUGCUGCCAGUUAUAACAGUCAGUGGCUCUCUGGAGUCUCGGCCAACGGUCUGAGCUCUAGAGAUGCCCAAUAUUGAACCUGGGACCUUUCAUGAACUAAAAAUUAUUUUAUUGUUAGUAUUUAUUGGAUUCCUUUCACUCAAGGUCCCAGGGCGGGUUACGGCUAUAUGAAAAUGCAAUAUUAAAAUCAGUUAACACAAAUUAAAACAAUUUAUGCUCUACCACUGAGUUAUGGCCUUUCCUUCAACCAAAACACAUAAUUUUGUCCCCUCUCCCUUGCAAACACUCGGCUCUACAUCUGCCCUUCCUUCCUUUUCAGUCUACGCACAUCCUUAGAUGGGUCACUGCAGUCAUCACUUGGCAGUUGACAAUGGAUUAUCAUCAACCAAAUCCUACUCAGAGUAGACCCAUUGGAAUUAACUAACCUAAGUGAAUCAUGUCUAUUAAUUUCAGUGGGCCAGUCUGAGGAGGACUUGUAUUGAAUACCACCCAUGGUCAGCUGGGAGCCUCACACCUGUCCUUAUCCCAACCUGAUCUCUUAUUGUCAUUAUGGACGUGAAUGAGCAUAUGCUGCCACAUGGGCUGCAAUGGACAUGCUGUAUUUCUGCUGUUGCCAUGCCCCCCCCACAAUCAGCCCCCUCCUUUCUAGACAGGGCCUGCUUUCACCAAUUGCACACCAGAUGUAGUCUUCGAGCAAGUGCCAAAUUUGUAUUCACAUGCUGAACAACUUCCAUUUCAUCUUUUCUUUCCGAGUUAGUUGUCUUUUUUUUCUUUAUUUCUGUCAUAUCAUCUUCAGUCUUAAGUUAAGACAAUGUUGUGUCUUAGACAAUCCCUUGAAGAACCUGAUUACCAGCAGCUGGUGAGGUUAGAUUUUUUUUUUAAAAAAAAAUCUUUAAUGUUUUUAAAGAUACAAUUUAAAGGAAACUGUGCGUGCCAUCCGUUCUCAGGUGAAACAGAGAGAAAGAGAGAAAGAAACGAGAUUUAGGGGGAAAAUACGAUCUUGGACUUGUGUGUGUAUGCGGAUGUGGGUGAUUAUAGUACUAAUAAAAUAUCAGACAAUGGUUAGCAGGGAAAGCAAGUUAAUGGAUGAUAUUCCCAAACGAGUGAGACUGUAUGGCAUCCUUAAUUUACAUGUCAAAUUACUACAUGUAGUAGAUUUCCAGAGUUUGCAUAUUAAGUGUAGAGGUGAGGAAUGUGAAGGGCUAACUUCCUAAUACAAGUAUUGGGAUUAAAAAGGUGAGGAUGGCGACCUCAGCUUUUAGGGUGCAGAAAGUGACUUUCAGGCCCAGAGUAACAUCCUCUAUGUGGUGGGGGCUGAGCCUGCACCUCAAGAGCAUGGAUGCCCAACACCAUGCAAACAAAAUCUUGCAUGAGCUGUGAAAAUCAUUUGUAUGAAUAAUUCACCCAAUAUGUGUGACUCUUCUCCUUCCCAGACCUGCGUGCCCAGAAGGGGAGAGAUGGUGCAGAUUGGGCAAGUCAAGACGUUUCCCAUGAGCUGUCAUUCCACUUGGUGCUCAGGCCCCCAGUCACAUUCCCCGUGAACUGAAGCACACUGCCGUGGGCCCAAUUGUCUGAACUUGGCUUUUGAAUAUUGAUUGCUGUGUCAGCCUUGCGAUGCAAAAUGUAACAUUGCCCCAGUGUUGUUGGGAUGUCGUUUUGGUGUUGCAGGGAGAUUCCACCAGCUAAAACAAUUUGGUUUCCAUUCACAAGCCAAUUGAGUCAAAGUAUUUGCUUUGAAGCUGAUUUACUCCCGAAUCAUAGUGAUUAGGUACAUCCCAAUCAAGGGCCCCUGCAAUACACCCUAGACUUCCGGCGCCUAGCACUGCCUCAUUCAUUCUAAUAUCACAGAAUGUUUGGUACACAUAAUUCCAUCUGAUUGGGCAUUGCCCCAUGUUGGAGUGAAUGGGACGGAGCCCUGGUCUCAUUGUGUGCCUUGUCUACUUUGGGCCCGUUCAAGCUUUGGCUUCCUGUCAUGAUGAGGAAGUCAUGAUGAUUGGGCAAGUCAAGACUAGAAUGUUGCCCGAACUGACAUCAACGGGACCAUGUCAGCUAAAUGGAAGAACUUUGCCAUAAGUGCUUUGCAGUUCAGGCUGCCAGACAGCAGCCUGUCACCUACUACAGAGGAGUGCCAUAGGUUUGAUGGUGACUGUCUCAAAAUAAGUGGCUCCAUAUAGGAGUUGUUCUCACAGGGGAUGCUAACACAGAUGCUGCAGACUCAUAGGCGAAUCAACAUUCUGCCAUUCUUUUGUGUGCCAUUAUUAAUUAUACUGCAGUGGGUUUACUACACCUGAGAGCUACAUAGAUAGAGCUGCAUGUACACUGUAGCCUGGUUUGCAUAUGAUGCUAAGCCAUUGUUUGUUUCGCUUAACUUUGGUUUGUUUGUAUGUUCAAGCCAACCCCAACCAACCAACUAUGGUUUGUUUGUGGCCAACAAACCAGAAAACGAAACCAUGGUUUGAAAGUGGCUUUCAGUUCUCAGCCUAUGUUAACCAUGGUUUCUCAUUAUGUCUGAACCCACUAUUUUGUCUUAAUCCUGAUUUGUUUAGUGCCCUAUAGCAGAUACUCAGCUAUAAAUGUACAAGAUGGUCGUUUAGAAAAUGAAAUUAACAUUAGGCAAAACAAACCAUAAUUACUUCACUCAUCUGCAGAACUAAUCCUGCUUUGUUGAACAAACCAUGGUUAAAACAAACUAUGGCUUAGUGUUACUUGCCAACUGGACAAUGAUUGUGGUACAGUAAGUACAGAAGAUAUACCGAGCUUAUUGAGAAUCCCAGCAAUCUUUUUUUUUAAAAAAAAGCAAGUCUUUAGUCCUUACCAUUGCAAAGGUUUUCUUGAAAGUGAGUGGACAAACACCUGGUGGAAUCUCAGAAGCUUAGAGUGGUAGCUUAAUAAUAUUUCUUAAGCUCUCCAAUACCUUAUGACAGCAGAGGCAAACUGAGGCUGCAACGUGUACUAGGGUAUAAGUCCCACUGAGUUAUUUCUAAGUAAACAUGCAUAAGGUUAGGCUGUGGGUGAUGCAAGACAGUAAAAGGAACCACUGAAUAAUCAAUAUGGGGAAAGAGGAAAUAUGGAGAUGUGGGCUUACUCUGCAUUGUUGCUAAGGCUUGCAGAAUGUGGCUUACCUCAAGGCAAAGGUCUGUGGUUUGGCAUAGACACAGCCAGAAUCCCUUAGGGUUGUGCACCCACAAGUGCACUUGCACUCUCCUACCAGCACACCUCACGUCCAACCAUUUCUGCACUUGCAUAAAGUGCUUUGCAACCACACAGCUGUAGACAAUGGUAGCUCUUCUCAAGAAGACUCACCAUCAACCUACACUUCUAUACACCUUUACACAAGGCUGGCUCAGUUCAAAUGUUUGUGACAUUGGCCAAGCACUUAGAAUGCUCCAUCCUGCAUCCUUACUUGUCUAGGUAUCCAGAGGUGGGAUUAGGCUUGCAAAUCAGGAAGUUUUCCUAAAUGAGCAAGAAAGUGUUGAUUCAUUGUAAUAAUUUACUUAAGUGAGGUGUGGAAUGUCCCCACAGGCCAGAUGAAUAUCUGUCUAUAGUUCCUUAGUCGCUGGAUCCCAUCCUAGUAUACGGAGUUGGGUUUGUUGACCUUAUAGGUUCUCUCUGUCUCUAUAGGUCUGUUUGCCAAUCAUGCAUGCCUGUACAUCAGCUGAUUAGGUGAUUACUCAGUGGUUGAUUACUCUCAUUUGAAUGUGUGAAUUGACUCCUCCAAAAAAGCAUUGUGUACAGAUGGGUGGGGUGGGUGGUGCCCAAGCAAAGGUUUCAUGGUUAUUGCAGUCUUAAAAAUGUCUGGCCAUAUUCAGUGGCUAUAAUGUGCUUGCCUGGGUAUGUCCAAAAUAGUGGCAAGCCAUAUCCAAGACUGCAAUCAUGGGAAGGGAUGUUACUAUCAAAUAUGUUCAGGCACACUAUGUUAUUUUCAAGAUGGUGGUAUUUAUUUACAUCAGAGACCAUUGCCGCCAUCUUGGAUAAUCUUAUACAGGUAGUGCAAGUGCUGUAUUUUCCCAGGAAUCAACAAGAUAGUGGCAUUCACAGAGCUAUAGCCACUGGGAAUGAAGCAGAAGAUUUUGUUGAAUAAAAUCUUAAGCCUAGAUCUGAGGAGGAUCUUUAAGGACGUAGGUGGGAGAAGACUCAAAAGGGUAAAAAACCAUUUAAGAAUUGUUCAGUCAAUCUCUAUUCAUCCUUAUUAACCCUUUUAAGAAUCACUCUCUUGUUGUUCAUGUCAAAAUGCUACUGCAAACAUAACCCUCUCCAGACUUCUGGCAAAGCAAACAUCCCAGUGCAACUGAAGAGUUUUGACAACGCUUAAAUGGGUGGUUGGGAAGUGAGAUAUGAUUUGAUUCCCACCUCUCCCUCAACAAUCCUCUCUCAUUCUCAUUCUCUCUUUCUCUCUCUCUCUCUAGAAAGACAUGCUCUGGGUUGAUACUCAGAGUAGUACAUCAUAUUCUCUAUGUCAGAAAUGUCUUGUUUUGUAUUGGUUAUUGGUUGUAUUUGAUUGUGUGUGAGGAGUUUUUUUCUUCAGUUUGAACUGCCUCUUCAUGCUAGUGUUGUAAUGGUACUUAUAAUAAUGAUAAGAAUAACAAUGGUCAGCUGUUCCCAGAUAGUAAAUUAUGCAUAAUUUAUUUUCUUCUCUUUUUCUACAUUAUGAUGGUGUUUUCAAUUUGGCAGUCACCAUGAACGAGUACAGCUGUUAAGGUAUUUUUUUAAAUGAUUCUCCUGUUGGAAAAACAGCUGCAAUGUCACUAUUGCCCACUCAUCCUUUUUUUAAACAAAACAAAAAAAAGAAACAGUAAUUUUGAGCCCACUGUCCCAUCAAGCAUGGGCACUUCUUAUGAUGGGAUGAAUUACAGGAGUGUUGAGUUCAAUCUUAAUUAAUGUCACUCAGUUUGGGUUAUUUAAUGAUACUCUAGAGCUAUUCAACGCAUUCUGGUUAAAAACUAAA